UCUCUUUUGUUGGGAUUGAUCUACAUUUUCCGAAAUCCAAACAACCAUUUCUUUCUUCCUUUCUUCUCUUGUUGCUCCAUGGGUGGAUUCCCCAUGACCAUGAAUCCACCGUCAACAAAUCGCAGAUAAAACAACAAGGAGAAAGAGAAAGAGGUAAUCAAAGAAAGAAAAAUAAUUCAAUCAUCCAAAUCAUAUCUUCAGUUCUCAUUUGAUGCUCGCUCUGAAUUCUUAUUUGAUGUUCGAUAUAAUCAGAUGAAAUCCCGUUUGUCUUGUUCUAAUUCAUUGCAUUCAGGGUUGUACGAAGGAAAAAAGUGCAACUUUCCCCCAUUCUGCUUAUCAUUCAACAUCUAUUUUUAAUUUUGGUAGUUCGUGUUAUGCAUAUUUUGUGAAUUGUUAACCUCAAAAAUCAAAUGUACGACAUGGUGGAUGAUACCGUUCGCACAUUAUCACUAGACCACCUUCGUGAUUAAUGAGUGUUAUCUCUUCUCGUCUAUAUCUUCAGAAUGGGAGGCUGCAUCUCUUCCGCCGCCAAAGCCGGCCGCGUCCUCUCCUUCCGGUUCAGCAGCCGCCGCCCGCCGCCGCCGUACUCCGACUACAGCAAGACCCCGCGGAAGCUCGCCACGUUCCGCGCCGCCGCGGUGGUGAAGGACCCCACGGGGGACAACAUCCACGACAAGUACACUCUGCACAGGGAGCUCGGCCGCGGCGAGUUCGGGAUCACGUACGAGUGCGUCGAAAAGGAGACCGGCGAGAGGUUCGCCUGCAAGACCAUCUCCAAGGCGAAGCUGCGGACGGAGAUCGACGUCGAGGACGUCCGGCGAGAAGUGGAGAUCAUGCGUCACCUGCCCAAGCACAGGAACAUCGUGGCGUUUAAGGAAGCGUACGAGGACAGGGAGAUGAUUUAUUUGGUGAUGGAGCUCUGCCAAGGCGGGGAGCUGUUUGAUCGGAUUGUGGCCAAAGGGCAUUACACCGAGAGAGCCGCUGUCAUGGUCACCAAGACCAUUUUGGAAGUCGUUAAGGUGUGCAAUGAACAUGGAGUGAUUCACAGGGACUUGAAGCCGGAGAACUUCUUAUUCGCGGAUGCAUCUGAAAACUCCGACCUCAAGGCCAUCGAUUUUGGUCUUUCCAUAUUCUUUGAACGUGAUGAACGUUUCAAUGAGAUAGUUGGAAGCCCAUAUUACAUGGCUCCUGAGGUGCUUAGAAGGAAUUAUGGCCCAGAGAUUGAUGUUUGGAGCUCUGGUGUCAUUCUUUACAUCUUGCUUUGUGGGGUUCCUCCAUUUUGGGCAGAGACUGAAGAAGGAAUUGCACAAGCAAUUGUAAGGGGGCAUUUGGAUUUUUCAAGGGAUCCAUGGCCUAAGGUCUCCAAAGAAGCCAAAAGCCUUGUUAAGAGCAUGCUUGAUCAAAAUCCUAACUCUCGACUAACCAUCCAAGAAGUACUUGAGCAUCCGUGGAUGCAAAAUGCGAGCGAGGCACCGAAUGUGUCCCUAGGGGAGAAUGUAGGAGCAAGGAUUAGACAGUUCUCUCUGAUGAAUAAGUUCAAAAAAAGAGUUCUUAGAGUGGUAGCAGAUAACUUACCCGACGAGCAAGUAAACCACAUAAGACAAUUAUUCCAAACAAUGGACGCCGACAAAAAUGGAGAUGUGUCAUUCGAGGAACUCAAAGACGGUCUUCUUAACACUGGCCAUGCUCUUCCUGAUCUCGAAGUCAAGAUGUUAAUGGACGCUGCGGAUUUCGACGGGAAUGGUACCUUGAGCUGGGACGAGUUCAUAGUAAUGUCGAUCCAUCUGAGGAAGAUUGCAAAUGACGAUAAUCUAGCUCGAGCGUUCAGCUACUUCGAUAAGAACAAGAGUGGUUACAUUGAGAUUGAUGAGCUGAGAGACGCCAUGAUUGAAGACCAUUCAGGCCCCAUCAACAUCGAGCAAGUGAUUAAAGACAUCAUGGUGGAUGUUGAUCUUGAUAAGGAUGGAAGAAUAAGUUAUGAAGAAUUCAAGGCAAUGAUGAAGAGUGGGAUGGAUUGGAAAAUGGCAUCUCGACAAUAUUCAAGGGCCAUGCUAAAUGCCCUAAGCAUCAAGUUACUAAAGGACAAAUCCUUGGCUCAAAUUAAGUAGUAGUGUUCAGAUUAAUCAAUGUUACUAAUCAAUUUGAAGAUCCCUUUUCUGUGUAUGUGCCAAUUUUAACCAAAUUAAGAGAAAUGUGCACCCUUUGACAAAAAAAAAAAAAAAAAAGAGAAAUGUGUACCAUUUUUAACCAAUCAUGCUAUCAUAAACAUGCUUUCCUCUUUAUAAUGAUAUCAAAGUUAGUUCUCGUGAUAAAACGUAGGGUCGUUUUGAAGUUGUGAUUGUCAAAUAGAUGUAUUGUUGAGAAUGCAUGUAUAAUAUUAUGCAUGUAUUGUCGAAUUUGAUGCAUUGUAGAAUACAACGUUUGGUAUGUGUGAUUGUGUAUGUCGCAUCAGCUAAAAGCUGAGACAAAACAAUCUCAACUCAACUAUCUCAACAAUCACAACUAAAAGUUGAGAUAUAACAAUCAUUCAAAAUGAGUGAAAGUUUCUGUCACAUCACAGAAACAAUUCAUGUAUUGUUUCUGCUAAAAAAACAAAAAAACAAUGCAUUGUAUCGCAACUACCAAACGAACGGUCGUUAGUAAUAUAUCGACACCAUCGACACCAUGUGCAUCAAGUAGUAAUAUGAAAGUUGACACAAUGUACUUGAAAUGAAUUGUCAACUCUAAA
Molecule: messenger RNA, 2728 nt
Organism: Linum trigynum
Lineage: Eukaryota; Viridiplantae; Streptophyta; Magnoliopsida; Malpighiales; Linaceae
Source: the annotation of a GenBank genome assembly